This is a messenger RNA of Cooperia oncophora, 522 nucleotides long. NCBI's taxonomy places the organism in Eukaryota, Metazoa, Nematoda, Chromadorea, Rhabditida, Trichostrongylidae. The record is from the annotation of a GenBank genome assembly.
AUGUUCACAUUUGGGCUGGCAUUCGCCGAACUGUGGGGUUAUCCUACUGCACUGGCCGCUCUGGUCGGUGUGGUGACAUCUGUGGUUUGUGGAGCUAUCGCAGAUUGUACAAAACGCUUCAAGGAGCUGCUCAGAGUCUGUUGGGUUUGCUGCACCGCUACAAUAAUUUUCACCAGAUUUUGGCUUCGUAAUAAAUGGACAGGACCCAUUGACUCAGUAGUGUUCCUUGUGGCGUGCGCCGGCCUUGGUGGAUUUUCUAUUCCGCAAUUCCCGAUCGGAGUGGAAAUGGGCGUCGAAACGACUUUUCCGAUUUAUGAAGCAACGUCUUCGGGCCUCUUGGUGCUCAGCGGGCAGCUUUGGAUGUUUGUUAUGUAUUAUGUAUUUGAAACGACAAAGAAACUAAAAAUAAUCUACGAAUUCGAUGAUACGAAACUCGCGGGCAAUUGGCAGUUGAACCUCGAUAUCUGGUGCUUUCUGGGAGUCGUCGCAAUGGUUCUGUCGUUUAUUGUUAACCCAACGUAA